Molecule: messenger RNA, 196 nt
Organism: Entrophospora candida
Lineage: Eukaryota; Fungi; Glomeromycota; Glomeromycetes; Entrophosporales; Entrophosporaceae
Source: the annotation of a GenBank genome assembly
UCUGAAUCAAGAGAAGAUGAAUUAGAUUGGACCAGAAUUAAAAUCAAUUUAGUUGAUGAUAAUGUCAUUUUAUCUAAAGAUGAUUUUAGAGGCAUAAUUACUCAUAUUAAUAACCUGGAGCUACAGAUUAAUGAAAAUUCAUAUUAUAUUGAUGAAUGUAAUGAUGAUUUUGAUGUAAUUAAUGAAAUUAGCAAUG